Necator americanus (New World hookworm) is the source of this 1563-nucleotide messenger RNA. RefSeq lists its product as uncharacterized. The record is from RefSeq and is a predicted model, not a curated record. NCBI's taxonomy places the organism in Eukaryota, Metazoa, Nematoda, Chromadorea, Rhabditida, Ancylostomatidae. The coding region runs from base 1 to 1563 and encodes 520 amino acids. The transcript has 3 exons.
AUGGAAUCUUUGGCAACAACCAUUCGUUUCGUCACGCUGAACUGCCGAACACUAUCGAGUGAACUCCAACAAGCCGCUCUAUUCAGACUUCUGCGAUAUCUCUGUUACGGCGAUGCUGAUGAGAACAAAGUCGGUGGCUGCGCGAUAGCUGUGAGGAACGAUUGCAAGAACCUGGUGGAGGAAUUUGGCUCGACGUCGUCUAGAUGCGCCUUUGCACGACUGCGGGAUCGCAGAGGACGUAAACUCUGGAUCGUAAGUGCUCACGCACCUACGGAAACCGCUGAGGACAACAAUAAGGACGCCUUCUAUGAUGAACUCAAUGCGUUGAUGUCUAAAAUACCAAGCCAGCAGGUAGUCAUUGUCGGAAUCGACGAAAAUGCGAAGAUGGGACUCGAACAGCAACCCGAUAUGCUAGGAAAAUGGUAUUAUCCAGCGGAGAGUACGUCGGACAACGAGGAAUCAUCGACGCCAUCAGCUCACGUGGCAGGGGUCAACCCUUUAACGCCUGAGGAGCAGCGCAGGUGGAAGAUGAGGACUCUUAAGCUUCAGCUUGACUACGUUCUGGUGAGGAACAUUCCUCAGUCAGAUAUCCGAAAGUCUAGAGCUGUUUGGAACGUCGCGUUCGACCCUGACCACCGUCCAGUUCUCCUCAGCUUCAAGAUACGGCUUCACAAGAGAAACCGAGGAGUUCCUCUUCAACCGAAAAUCGACAUGGCGGAAACAAAAUCCACGUACAAUUCUGUAUGUGUCGCGCGCAGCGCUGAUGACUUCAGCCAGGAAAAGCGUCUUAGAAGGAAGCUGCGUCGUCAACUGCAACAAGACCGUGAUAACGAGUGGACGUCAAGAUCGAUGGAGUUUGAGAAAGCGUGGGAGGAUAGGAACCCGCGGAAAGCCUAUGCUUUACUGAAACAGUAUAGCGGCAAAAUGAAAAGAUGUUCUCCUGUCCUCAACAAUGCCAAUGGAGUACCUGUCGGUGAAGCAAUCCUUCCAAUUUGGAGAGAACACUUCAAGACCUUGCUGAACCGACUAGCACCGUCAACUCCUGAACUCGAACACGUUCAUAGACCGACGUAUGCGGUUAACGAAGAGCCACCGACCGAGUCGGAGGUUCUAGUCUGUAUUCAGAAAAUGAAGAAUGGAAAAUCUGGUGGAGACGACGGGAUUAGCGCAGAAAUGCUAAAAUAUCUUCCUCCGUCUGGGAUUCGUGAGAUGACAAAGAUCAUCCGUUCAAUAUGGAUAGACGAAAGGACACCUGAUUCGUGGAGGCACGCUAUCAUAAUUUCCCUCCACAAGAAGUUAUCCGUCACGGACCCCAGGAAUUAUCGAGGAAUCUCUUUGCUGCGUGUUAUGUACAAGGUAUUGGAGCGCAUUAUCCUGGACCGACUCAUUAAAAAUCGCGAAGAAACAACGCGCGACGAGCAAGCUGGCUUUCGUCCUGGCCCAUCUACGAUUGAACAGGUGUUCAUCGUCAAGAGAGUGAUCGAAAUCUGUGUACCUCCCCGUCUACUCCAAUGUAGGCUACCUUAUUCAUGCCUGCUAGAAAGCUCAACAGAUGGUAGCUAA